Molecule: messenger RNA, 1827 nt
Organism: Entamoeba invadens IP1
Lineage: Eukaryota; Evosea; Mastigamoebida; Endamoebidae
Exons: 2
Coding region: 1-1827 (608 amino acids)
Source: RefSeq, a predicted model, not a curated record
AUGGAUGUCAAUAAAGUCUAUCAACUGACCGACACAUACUUUUUAUUUCUAGGCGAAACGAGCGCGAUGGUUGCUGACCCAUUCAAAAAUGUAAUAACAUGUGAACUGGAUCUCUCCACAAACAUUGUUCUCCGUUAUGAAAACACGAUCACCUGUAAUGGCGCGCACAUUUGUGCCCUUUCCAAAGAUGGAUUGGAGUUAUACGAUUUAGAGGAUGGCGUUAUGAAGUACCUUGGGUUUUUGGAUAACCCCAUUGCAAUCGGCGGAGUCAAAAGAACAUUCACAGACGCCACAUUCUGUACCGAUAUGAUAACAUUCUCUGAUACCACCGGAAAUGUCGUGUUUCUCGAGUACCCUUCCAUGAAACUGAUAUGUAAUGUCCACCUUAUUGAUGCUCCAAUACUCUUCUCAAAGUUCGACGAGAGUAAAAUGAUGUUAUACAUCAUCGAUAGUAAUAACACGUUUUACGCAAUGGAGCUGAACAACACGUCAUAUCUAUUGAAGAGAAAAUACGUUGAAGAGAAAUUGGACACAUUUGUUGUCGCUCCUAUCACCCCAACUGGACUGAAAAUAACUCCGACUGGUUGCUUUGUGUUUGUCAGUGGGAAAGUGUUGAUAUACAUCAAGGACAUCCCAUCACUCCGGCUGUUAGACACAAAGGAUGAUCAAGAAGUUAAAGAAGCCAUGUGCAAUGGAAGCACCGUUUUACUUGCCACACUCAAAUAUGUGUAUUACUUUGAUUUGAAUAGCGAUACAUGUCUGGAUACAUUCAGGAUCUUUCCAUUUGGAAAUCCUCGCGUGGUGAUGCUCGCCAACAACCCAUACCCAAUGGCAAUGAGUUAUAUUGACAAAGCCAUCCGCCAAGCAAAAAUCCCAGAUAUCAAUUCCAAAAGAAGACUGUCGACGAUCAAACAAACACAGAUGAAAUUCAAAUCAGUGAAAAUGUCUAAAGACACAACGAUCAUGAAGUUGGCGCUCUCGGCUACAAGAGACGUCUACGGUAUUGAUUCGUUGGGGCAUGUCUAUCACGCGUCACUCCUCAAGACGAAAACACCUAAGCCUGAACCAUUUGGAGAUGUUGGGAAUAUUGUCAGUGGUAAUUUGUCCUGUUUUUUGACUGCAAAUAAUUUGUAUGGGGUGUUCACAUCGGGGACGGAUGUUAGAGUUGCGCAUCUCAAGACACACACUCACGUUAUAACACCAUUUUUUGCAGAUGUGGACAACAAGAAUUAUGUCACUUCAAUAUGUGGGUGUGAGGAAAAUUGUUCGUUGAUUGGAGUUGGCACACAAAACGGAGAAGUGUAUGAAGUUGACUGUUCGCGAGGGAGGCAAGUGUUAGUACAGAAACAAGAGAGUCCGAUUUUGUAUACCAAGUACCUUGGUCCGAUAUUGGCUUCGAUAUCAGUGAAAGGUGUAUUUGAGGCGGGUACUGAGCACAAAGAGAUAGCCGAAGACCCGAUAUCAUUUGAUUAUCACAACGGAGUGUUGUUGGUAGUGGAGACCAAACGAAUUACAACGUACAAAAUAGACAAUUGGGAUAUUGAGUCGAAUUGGGAGUCUGACAGUUGUGUGAUCACAGCGAAGUUUUCUUGCGAUGGUGAAUAUGUAGUUGUACUUACAAAGGACAGGAUUAUGUAUUUGAAAACUAAAGACUUAUCAGUCUUUAACUAUUUAUCGAAUUACUCUGUCCAAAGCAUGAUGAAGGGGUACAACACCGAUGUGUUUCAAAUGGACGUUUCACCAAACACGCCAUGUCAAAUUGUCAUUUCUUUUGUUGGUGGGAAUGUGAUGUUGAUAGAGCCAUCAGACUAUACGAACUGGAAUUGA